UGGCGUCAUGUUUUCCAUAUUAACAGUUCGAUGGCACGGUUUUGAUUUUGAUUUCACUUAUAAAAAAAUUAUGUUUUUAUUAAGUAUUAUUGCCAAAAUAUUCCUUUUUUUGCCUAUGAAUCAAAACACCAGUCGGUCAUAAAGGCUGCUUGUAAGCUAUGGUAGUGGAAUGUUCAAUUUUACCAAUUUGAUGACCUAAACAAAGGCAGUGGUUGUUGUGGAGCUGGUUGGCAAAAUGAGUUCCUCAAAUAUAUACUCUUCGGAUUUGGACGAAGAAACAAGACAGAAAAUAAAAGGUGAUAUGAUAGGAGAUUCUCUUUACAGUGAGUCAUUUGUAUUGAAAACUCUUCUUCAACUUUCGGAUUUAAAAUGGAAUAACGAAAUUGAAGAAGAUUAUUGUUUUUUAUGGGACAUGACCGCAGACACUGAUGUGUGUAAAUAUCUUUUUAAUUUGGAAUUUCCAGCACUAGCAUGUAGUGCCAUAAGUAGAAUUGAUGAGCCUAGGUUUAUAGAAAUUAUUAUAGGUAUGUUAGCUAAUUUGCUUUGUGCAGAAUGUGAUAAAAAUAUAACAGAAGAGGAAAUUAAAGUUGUUCUCAGAGAAUUAGACACAGAUGAUAGUUUGGUUUUGAUACAAGUGAAUCGAUUUAUUGCUGCAGUAGCCCAUUCAUAUGAUACUUUGCCUUUUUUAACGACUACUGAAGUAGAUAAACUAAUCUUUAUUCUUAACAACUCUGUAAAUAAGGAAUUAAUUGAAAAAACUUUAGAAACUGUUUUAAAAAUAACUGAUAACUUUAAAUUGGAACAAGGAUUAGUAAAUAUUCAACUUUAUAAAUCUGUAAUAACAGGAUUGCAAACAAUUCUUGAUAUUAGCAGUUCAGAUUUUGAAGUUAAUGACUGCAGUAAAACUUUAAUAAGAUUUUUCUUACAGAUUGUUACGAAUGUUUGUAGCUACACUAACAAAUUUUCAGAUGACAAUUUAGUUUUAGCUAUUUCCUCAUGUGAUAUGUUUAAUGAAGCUUCUAAAAAAGUCUUGGAAUAUCUUUCUAAAGAAGAGAAUAUCUUUCCACUUGAUAAUCAGUUAAUAUUUUACAUCAAAGCACUUUCCUAUAUUUUUAUUAGUGUGGAUUUCUGUUUUGUAGACUCUAUAUUUAUUUAUUUUUGUAAAAUAUUAUUCAUGCUUCAUGAAUCAAAGGAGGAUAUGUUGGAUGUUUACAAGGAAACAGUCGGAAUAAUUGGGUAUUUUAUUUUUGUAGGAAAUCAAGAAGUAAUUUUAAAUGCUUUCAAAAAAAUGUUAUAUUUGCAAGCAAUUUUUGUAUUAAAUUCUUUAAAACAAAAUGAAACUAAAAUUGAAGGCAAUAUAUCUGCGAAAUUGAGGUAUUUGUUUAAGGAAUUUAAGUAAACUAUCCUGUGAUAUACAUUGGAAUUUAUUCCUUAUAACAUAAAAAACUACUUUCCUACUACAGUUCUUGAAAAAACUAGUUUGCAUAGUGACUGUAAAACCUUGUGAAAUUUGCUGCUACUGAUAUGAGAAAAAUAGAAAAUGAGUUUAGUUAUUUAGAAACAAAUUUUAGUUAUUUCUCUUUAUCGUUUAAAGAAAUGAUACAAAGUCACAAGUGAAGAGAUUAUUGUUCAUUAUUGAAUAAAAUAUUUCUAUAAAAUUUUAUAACACCUUUUAUUACUAUGUCUAUUUUCAUCCAUUAAUUUGUUUUUUCUACUCCCUUCGGUAAAAUACCUAAUUAUACACCAGUAUAGCGUGCGGAAAGCGUCACUUUACCACGUGAGUUUAUUGUCCCACGGAUUCGAGUCAUUUCGCACGGGAUUGGGAGCAAUUGGAUAUUUUCGGAGAUUAUACCCCACGGCUUUAAUUUUAACGUUUGUCAAUUCUGAUGUCAGUGAAGUACCCAAAAACUAAGGGUCGUAGAAAAAGUAUAGUAUGCAGCAUGUUCGGUAAACGUCCCUGGUUUAUUAAAAACUCCCUCCGCUAGUGCCAAA
Cylas formicarius (sweet potato weevil) is the source of this 1992-nucleotide messenger RNA. RefSeq lists its product as uncharacterized. The transcript is spliced from 2 exons. The record is from RefSeq and is a predicted model, not a curated record. Lineage: Eukaryota; Metazoa; Arthropoda; Insecta; Coleoptera; Brentidae. Bases 236 to 1399 code for a protein of 387 amino acids.